Molecule: messenger RNA, 957 nt
Organism: Penicillium soppii
Lineage: Eukaryota; Fungi; Ascomycota; Eurotiomycetes; Eurotiales; Aspergillaceae
Exons: 2
Coding region: 1-957 (318 amino acids)
Molecular function (GO): protein binding
Source: RefSeq, a predicted model, not a curated record
AUGGAAGGUGCCUUUGGGAGAUAUCUCUCUUCCCCCUUGUUCACCUUCACAGUUGGUGCCAAUAAGAAGGAAGUGACCGUGCACUCUCUUGCACUGGCAGGGCUUUCUGAGAGCUUAAAUGCUCUUAUCAAUGGUAACAUGAUCGAGGCAAAAACUAGACACGUUGACUGGUCAGAGGUCGAUGUAGACACAUUCGCUCGGUUAUGUGAAUUUGCCUAUCUCCGCAACUACACGCCCCCGUCUUUUCGCCUGAUCGAUGGCAAGUCUCCUUCCACGAAGGCCCUACAACCCGCGAAGAAAAAGAAGAAGAGCAAAGAAUUUCGCUCUUUUGUGACCUGGGACGAGCCCGUACCGGAGCCUUUUCCUGAACCCGAACCCGAGCCCGAGCCCGAGCCCGAGCCCGCGCCUGAGUUUGUGCAGGAGGCCCCUCUACCUGAAGAGGACUUCUGGGACGACCUGGAAAUUCCCUAUAAGGAAAGAAGCGUCUGGACUGGACAUUUACGCGAUGCAUUUGUAGGCGCCCUGGUGGUUCCGAGUCCGCAAAGUGGCGACUUGGACUAUACUUUCACAGCACCUGAAAAUACCGGGUCUUGGGAAGACUUUACCCCGGUGUUUCUCGAGCAAGCCCGACUGUAUGUGCUGGCGGACAAAUAUGGCAUUGAACCACUGUGCCACAUGGUCCUUUCCAAAUUGCAUCAAACGCUGAAAAGCUUCAAGCUUUAUGAAACGGGAGUGGGUGGUAUCAUUGAAUUUGUUCGAUUUGUCUACUUGAACACACCGCCAACUUACGGGCAUAAGGUUGAUUCAUUGAGAACUUUCGUAACACGUUAUGUUGUUUCUGUUCUUGGUCAAAUUGGUGAGAAUGAAUGUUUUCAAGAACUUUUAGAAGAAGGUGGACCUUUCGUCUCUGAUUUCUGGCACAUCAUUUGGAGUGUUGAGAAAGCAUCUAGCGCAUGA